Molecule: messenger RNA, 759 nt
Organism: Zasmidium cellare ATCC 36951
Lineage: Eukaryota; Fungi; Ascomycota; Dothideomycetes; Mycosphaerellales; Mycosphaerellaceae
Exons: 1
Coding region: 1-759 (252 amino acids)
Source: RefSeq, a predicted model, not a curated record
AUGGCCAAACACGUCGUGUUCGAUAUUGUCGGGACCCUCGUCAGCUUUGAAGCCUUCUACAACCGCAUCGACGAAACCAUUGGAGAGAAGCUACGCGCCAAUGGCAUUCCAGCGCAGCUCUUUGGAGCUUUCUGGAUGACCUCUGCGGAACUCGAAUUCACCUUCCUCUCGAUCAGCUCCCGGCACAGAUCAUACAAGGAUGUCAUGAAAGCAGUCUUCUACCGCUCCCUCGGAUUCGCUGGUAUCAAAGACCCAAGAGCGUUCGCCACCGACGAAGAACGAGACAAGUGUCAGGAAGGCUACUCUCUCCUAGCCCUGCGUGAGGGCGCCAAGGAGUGCAUCGAAAUACUUCGCAAGAACGACUUCCAAGUCUGGUGUCUGACCACUGCAGACAUUGCAAGAGUCCAGGGUUACUUCCAGCGGGGUGGCGUCGACAUGCCUGCAGAUGCGUUUGUGAGCUGCGACUCCCAGGGAGUGGCCAAACCUGCCUUGGCUGCGUACAAGCCCAUCUUCGAGAAGCUUGGUAAAGAGGAUCAGAAAUGGUUCGCCGCAGCGCAUAUGUGGGACGUCAGUGCCGCCAGGCAGGUUGGCUUCAAGGUAGACAUCUCGCAGUUCAACGGUCCCCAGUUCCAUGCUAACAGUGCUCAGGGUGCUUACUGCUCGGCCUACGAGAAAGAAGAUUGUCUGGAAAUCUUCGGUGGUGAGAUGGAAGUCAUGGCCGACACACUGGUGGAAAUGGCUCAGAAGCUUGUUCAAUAG